CGACAAAAUUUGCUCCACCUCCAAGUAAAGCUAAAAUACUUGUUCCAAAAUUGCAGCUACUUCAAUAUCAAGCUAUAUAUAGCUUUUCUAGAGUCUUCGUUGUAAUAUUAUAUAAUCGUAUCCUAUUGUUCAUGUGCGCUAAUUAAUGGAGUAGAAAAGUACUGUUAGCAAUGUCCAAAACUGUUAACAAUGAUGCCCGUUCUGCUUCCUCUAAAAAUUGUGAGUGGCUGAUACAGAUAAAGAAUGCUGGGACGCAAGAGACCACUACUCAUGAUGACAACCAACGGAAAGGGCCAGAUUUCCAAAGGGUUCCACAAACCUUUCGUAGUAUUCAACAAAACAGCUAUUGUUACGAUCCAUCGGUGGUCUCCAUUGGUCCCUAUCACCAUGGGAAGGAAAAACUAGAGGAAAUGGAGAAGCUCAAGGUGACAUACGCUCGCGAGUUCGUCAAAGAUACUGAAAAACCCCUUGAUGAAACAUACACAGAGGUGGACGCAAUGCUAAGCAUUGCAAAAAAUCGCUAUCCAGAAGAAGCAAGAAGAGGUUUCAACGAUGAGCGAUUAGCCAAGAUGAUGUUUAUUGAUGGCUGCUUCAUUCUUCAAUUCCUCUUCUGCCUCCAUAAGCCUGGAAAUCUGAAGAUGAGUAGUCACGAUGCUGCUUUGGUAACAAAGGACUUGUUCUUACUCGAGAACCAACUCCCUUUUGAAGUUCUCAACAAACUGAUGAGUUUCAGAAACCUGGAUCACAAAGCUUGGAUGAAAAUUCUUACAGAUUUCUGCGAUCAAGUUCGUGCCUUUCCUGCUGGAACAGAGCUGAAGGAAAAGAUGACAAAAAUUUUUCGUGGAUUGCAAAAAUCAUUAACGAUACGGAAUCCCCAAGGUAUCGCACGUGAUCAGCCUGCACCUGCAGCCCAUCUUCUGGAACUUUUACAUAAGCAGUUUUGCCCUGGAACGAUUUUAUCAGAAAACUCUGAGAAGAGUUCGUGCAAGAACAAUUCUCAAAAGAACUGGUACCGUUAUUAUCCCGCUGAGGAGCUUAGGAACAUUGGCAUCCAUUUCAAGCCAAGCAAGACUGCUCUAUUCACCGAUGUCCAGUUCAAACGGAGAUGGCUGAUCACCCGAAGUCUCUAUAUUCCUCCAUUAAGAAUAGAUAGCUCUACCAAGUCCUUGCUUUUAAACUUGGUGGCCUAUGAAGCAUGCCUUGGUGCUUCCAAUGAAUCUCGGGUCACUUCUUACGUAUGCUUCAUGGAUUCACUGAUUGAUACCCCUAGAGACGUGCAGGUGCUGCGAUCGAAGGGCAUACUACUCAACACUCUAGGAAGUGAUGAACAAGCCGCAGAACUCUUCAACCAGAUUGCCAGCCAUUUGAUACCCGAUCCUUAUGCUUACAUUCAGGUUAAGUCCAGCAUUGAAAAGGAGCAUAGGAAAGUCAUAAGGAAAUGGGUAGCCAUGUGGCUGCGACUUUAUUUUAAUAGUCCAUGGACAUUUAUUGCAUUUGUUGCUGCAACUUUCACCAUCAUACUAACUGCCAUUCAGACCUAUAUGGCACUAUUCCCUCUCAAGGAUCGGUGAUAGCUCCAAGUGCAAACCCUGAGUUUCCAUGUGCUAAAGGUAUCAGUUUCCGGAAUAAUGUGUGUUCUUGUUAGAUUUCUUGCUGUUAAGAGUGUGAAUUACUUUUCCAUCAAACUUGA
Populus euphratica (Euphrates poplar) is the source of this 1690-nucleotide messenger RNA. Its product is annotated as UPF0481 protein At3g47200-like. The transcript has a single exon. The coding region runs from base 171 to 1571 and encodes 466 amino acids. The record is from RefSeq and is a predicted model, not a curated record. NCBI's taxonomy places the organism in Eukaryota, Viridiplantae, Streptophyta, Magnoliopsida, Malpighiales, Salicaceae.